AUGAUGCGCGAGGUCAUGCCCUCUCGACCCCCCUCUCCGCCUCUUCUUCCUCCCUCUCCUCCCGCUCCUUCUGCAUCGUCCCCGGCUCGUCCCACGACCUCGGCUUCAGAUCCGGUUUCUGGAACCUUUGCUCCCCCCUCCCCUUCUGCCGCCUCUGCUCUUGCUGCUGAUGUGCCUGCCACCCCUGCUGCUACCACCUCUGCUCCUGCUACUGAGGAGGCAUCACACGGCAGCAACAGCAGUCAAGCUGCAGAGCUGCGGCCGUUGAAGCUCAACUUCUACUGGCUUGCCGGGAUCUACAAUGUGGGGCAGCACGGAUGCAAGAAGGGGCUCCUGAAGGACGGCCGGUGGUUUCCCAAGGUCUCACCAGCAGCAGACGUCACCAUUAUCGACGGAGGAUCAUGGACCCAUGCGUUCUCUCGUGCUGGCUCGAGCAGUUGUCUGAGUCAGUCAGGCCCCCAGCUGCAGGAUUCGGCUGAGCUGGGUGCUGCGUCAGAGGGUGGGUAG
Molecule: messenger RNA, 507 nt
Organism: Closterium sp. NIES-65
Lineage: Eukaryota; Viridiplantae; Streptophyta; Zygnematophyceae; Desmidiales; Closteriaceae
Source: the annotation of a GenBank genome assembly